Scomber japonicus (chub mackerel) is the source of this 1884-nucleotide messenger RNA. RefSeq names its product sodium/potassium/calcium exchanger 3-like. The coding region runs from base 40 to 1884 and encodes 614 amino acids. The transcript has 17 exons. Gene Ontology annotation, cellular component: membrane. Gene Ontology annotation, molecular function: calcium channel activity; calcium, potassium:sodium antiporter activity. NCBI's taxonomy places the organism in Eukaryota, Metazoa, Chordata, Actinopteri, Scombriformes, Scombridae. Gene Ontology annotation, biological process: calcium ion transmembrane transport; intracellular calcium ion homeostasis. The record is from RefSeq and is a predicted model, not a curated record.
UCUGAGCGGAGAGCCCGGCGAUCGGCGGCGGCGGGCGGGAUGAAGGCGCCGAGGAGACCGAGGCAGACGCUGCUCCUCCCCCGGCUCUGCAUCUGCGGGGUCGGUCUGGUCGCAGCCGCCUGGAUCUUUCACUUCAAUGAUGUUACAGGCUCACAUGGACCCACUGUGAAUGGGGGCAUCUCCUUAUCCAAGAGAGAGCUCAUCCAGCAGAAAGAUGACAACGACACUACACCUAGAACUGCUAUCAGUGAGUUUCCUGAAGACAUUUUCACUCCGGAGCAGAGGAGACAGGGAGCGGUACUCCUUCACGUUCUCUGCGCUAUCUACAUGUUUCACGCGCUGGCCAUUGUGUGCGACGUUUAUUUUGUGCCAUCACUGGAAAAAGUAUCAGAGAACCUUCAACUCAGCCAGGAUGUUGCCGGGGCAACCUUCAUGGCAGCUGGAAGCUCGGCCCCCGAGCUCUUCACCUCUUUGAUUGGGGUGUUUAUCACAAAAGGAGACGUGGGUGUGGGAACUAUCGUGGGAUCGGCUGUCUUUAACAUCCUGGUCAUCAUCGGCCUCUGUGGCAUCUUCUCUGGACAGCCGAUCUCUCUGAACUGGUGGCCUCUGUUUCGUGAUGCUUUCUUUUACAUCCUGUCCAUCCUGGUGCUUAUUAUGGUGAUCUAUGAUGAAAAAGUCCUGUGGUGGGAGACCAUAAUCCUGAUGUCUAUGUACGGAAUCUACAUAAUCAUCAUGAAGUUCAACAGAUCUCUGUGCAGCCUGGUGGAGAGACACUGCAGCAGAGCAGGUCAGCCAUGUCUGAGCAGCCUGCGGCGGACGACUGCUGUCGGAAGCAUCGGAGAUUGUGACAAUGACAUGGUGCCGCUGAAGCCAGACUCGUGUGUGGUGGCCGGUCAGGACUCAGGGGUGGUGAUGGUGGAUGAGCUGCUGAACCUGCACCCCCAUCAGCUCUCCUUCUCAGAGGCAAGCCUCCGCCUUCUCAUCACCCCGCAUUUCCCCCCCUACACCCGCUUGCGCAUGGCAGGACGCAUGAUAAUCAACGAGAGGCAGAGGCUGAUCCGGGCUCGGGUCAGCCACGAAGAGGGGGGACCCUCAGGGGAGGAUGGUGUGAGUGGUAGUGGGACGUGGAUGAGGGAGAACGGGGCGGUGGCCGAGUGCGACAGGCCGUCGCUGCAGGGAGAGAGAGAGAGGACUAAAGAGGCAGGGCGAGAGACAGGAGGGGGAGCACAGCCUAAAGAGGAGGACGAGGAGGAUGAGGAAGAGCAAGAGGAAGGGGAAGAGAACAGUCCUUUCAAACCUUUCAUCAUACCAGAUGGUUGGUGUGUGCGUGUGAAGUGGCUGCUCUCCUGGCCGGUGAGCGUCCUGCUUCACUGCACCGUGCCCGACUGUAACCUGCCUCGCUGGGAGCGCUGGUACCUGCUCACCUUCCUGGCCUCCACUCUCUGGAUAGCCCUCUUCUCCUACCUCAUGGUCUGGAUGGUGACCAUAAUCAGCUACACACUUGGAAUCCCGGAUGUCAUCAUGGGCAUCACCUUCCUGGCAGCCGGCACCAGUGUCCCUGACUGCAUGGCCAGCCUCAUCGUCGCCCGGCAAGGUUUGGGUGACAUGGCCGUGUCCAACUCCAUUGGCAGUAAUAUAUUUGAUGUGCUGCUGGGUCUGGGCUUCCCCUGGGCACUGAGGACUCUCAUUGUCAGCUAUGGAUCAGUGGUGACAAUCAACAGUAAAGGUCUGGUGUACUCAGUGAUUCUGCUGUUGGCCUCAGUCAUACUGACUGUCCUGUGUGUCCACCUGAACCACUGGAAGUUGGACCGCAGGUUGGGACUCUGUCUCAUGCUGCUCUACGCCAUCUUCCUCCUCUGCUCCAUUGGCUUCGAGAGACUGUAG